Rosa rugosa (rugosa rose) is the source of this 2455-nucleotide messenger RNA. RefSeq lists its product as uncharacterized. NCBI's taxonomy places the organism in Eukaryota, Viridiplantae, Streptophyta, Magnoliopsida, Rosales, Rosaceae. The record is from RefSeq and is a predicted model, not a curated record. The transcript is spliced from 18 exons. Bases 495 to 2132 code for a protein of 545 amino acids.
UGGAGAUUCACAGAAGAUGAAAAAGCAAAGCUGGAGAUAGGUUUUGUACAUACCUAUACAAGGGCCAUAGCGACCAUGUAUAUAUGUUAGAUGGGCAGGCAGAUAGCAGCAGGGGAGUUGUGGGAUUUUUGGACAAAUCCAGUGUAGUGGGCGGGCUUCUGAUCAAUGUUUGGGUGGGGCCUGUUUUCCCCUGAUUAUCCAUACUUGAGAGCAUCAUAGAUCUUUGUCCGAUCACACUGAUUACAGCAACGUUUGGUGGGAACUCAUGUUUGAAUCAUGAACGCUACAAAGGCGUCCAGUCAGAAACAAGCAAGCAAGAGCAACAAGUACGUCCCCAGUUAUAUAUUACAUAUGAAGAAGAGAAAUGAGAGAGACGAAAGAAAUGCGGAGUAGAGAGUGAGCGGAGCGGCAUUGUAGGCAACUGUUACAGAGUCAGACGGAGCGAGAGAAGAGGAUCGAGUUGGCAGACAAUUCGAGGAAAAAAGCAAUUCAAGAUGGGCAAGAGCAAGAAGAAAGAGAUUAUACGAUUAGAGCGUGAAUCCGUCAUUGGAGUUACCAAGGCCAGACUCAUCAGCACCUUGGCCGCUGAAAUCGAAAACGAUACUCAGGAUCGGACUGAAGAACAGAGAAUUCCUGAUCGGGAUGAGUUUUUGAAGCUAUGCAAGAGGGUUGAGUACACAAUUCGGGCUUGGUAUCUUCUACAAUUUGAGGAUUUGAUGCAACUCUACUCCCUCUUUGAUCCUGUACAUGGAGCCCAGAAGUUAGAGCAACAGAAACUUAGUGAUAAAGAAAUUGAUGAGCUUGAACAAAAUUUCCUCAAGGACUUAUUUCUGGUGAUGGAAAAGAGUAAUUUUAAGAUUGCAAGUAAUGAAGAAAUUGACAUUGCGACUUCAGGGGAGUAUCUUCUACAUCUUCCCAUUGUGGUUGAUGAGUCUAAGCUUGACAACAAACUUUUGAAGAAAUAUUUUGAAAAUAAUCCUGCCGAAGACAUUCCAGAUUUUUCUGAUAAGUAUGUCAUCUUCCGACGAGGCAUUGGACUAGAUAAGAAAACCGAUUUCUUUAUUAUGGAGAAGGUGGACCUGAUCAUUUCACGUUUUUGGAAAUAUCUUUUACGAAUAACUACGUUAGACAAAUUUUUCAAGAAACCAGCCCCUAAGAAGAGGGAUUCAGAAUCUGAUACAGAUGAGGAUGACUUCUUUGUUGAACGAAUCCGUCUUGAAAACAUGGAACUAAGCAUUCAAAAUUUAAUUCUACCGAACACAAUCCAGGAGCCAACUUUUGAUAGGAUUAUCGUUGUUUACAGGCAAGCAACUACUGACGAGGAUAGUCCAGAACGGGCUAUACAUAUUAAACAUUUCAAAAAUAUUCCAAUGGCUGAUUUGGAGAUAGUUCUUCCUGAAAAGAAGAGCCCAGGUUUAACACCAAUGGACUGGCUCUCGUUCAUUGGCUCUGCUGUAGUUGGUCUGAUUGCUGUUUUUACUUCAAUUGAAACGACUAAAGUCGAUCUUUGGGUUAUAUUUGCAAUUCUUUCCACAUUGAUUGGUUACUGUGCUAAGACAUAUUUCAGUUUUCAGCAGAACUUAGCCGAUUAUCAGAACUUGAUAACACAGUCCAUGUACGAAAAACAACUAGAUAGCGGAAGGGGAACUCUUCUUCACUUGUGUGAUGAUGUGAUUCAACAGGAAGUCAAGGAAGUAAUAAUUUCUUUCCUUGUGUUAAAUGAAAGAGGGAAUUCUACUUUACCAGAUCUGGACAAGACGUGUGAGUGGAUGAUGAAAAAUUGGUUUAACGACGAGAUCAAUUUUGAUGUGGACGACGCAGUUAAGAAGCUAGAGAAAUUGGGAAUUGUUACUAAGGAUAGCGAGGGACGGUAUAGCUCUGUUGGGCUGAAACGUGCUAACGAGAUCAUUGGAACCACCACUGAGGAGGUUGUCCUUAAGGCAAAAGAAGAUGCUGCUGCUGCUGCUGCUAAUGCUAAUACUCCUGCUUCUCCUGCAGCAACGACUCCUGCAGUCGGCGUUGACGGCGGCAGCAGCUGGAGCGGCAGCGACAACGCUGACGAUGAUAACUAUGCUGCCGACACUGAUGAGGAUAAAUAUGCUGCCGACACCGAUGUACUCCUAAAUAAGUGAUCAUGCACCCUCUCUAAACUUCGUACUCCUAAAUAUUGGCCACUCGAGAUGCUGUUUACAGUCAGCCUUAGAGGCUACAUCAUGUUUGGUAAUCUUUGGAAAUUUGGCUUUACAGCUUGAAAAUUAAGAUUAUGUUGUAGUUGAAAACUCGAAACAAGAUCUGAAAUAUCUGCAGAUAUUUCAUUUUUCUCUCUCUCCAGUGUCAAUCUCCUUCCAACAAAUGUGCUUGAUGAUAUAUCAGAUAGUCAGAGACACAGCUGUACGUACGUUGAUAUAUGCUUGAAUUUGAGUGUUACUAUAUCGGUUAUGGCUGUUAUAUUGAA